GCGGGGUACUACAGGCUGUUUUAACUUGUGCUGGAGCAGAGAAUCAGGGAGCCAGUUUUCCAAAAGCCGCACCCGGCUAGCGUACUUGAAGAAGACUCAAUGGAGCAGGACGUGGAGAGCCCUGUCACGAUUCAGCAGCCAAAGUUGCCCAAACAAGCUAGAGAGGAUCUUCCAAAACACAUAAGCAAAGUAUGUACCAAGAGAAAAAUUCAGAGGUAUGUUAGGAAAGAUGGGAAAUGCAACGUACACCAUGGGAACGUGAGAGAGACUUAUCGUUAUCUGAGUGAUAUCUUCACUACCUUAGUCGACCUCAAAUGGAGGUUCAACCUUUUGAUUUUUGUCAUGGUUUACACUGUGACGUGGCUCUUCUUUGGAAUGAUCUGGUGGCUAAUUGCUUACAUCCGAGGUGAUAUGGAACAUAUAGGAGACAGUACAUGGACCCCAUGUGUCAGUAACCUCAAUGGGUUUGUCUCAGCCUUUUUAUUCUCAAUAGAGACAGAAACCACCAUCGGGUAUGGUUAUCGGGUCAUCACGGACAAAUGUCCCGAGGGAAUUAUUCUGCUUUUAGUUCAGUCUGUUUUAGGUUCUAUUGUCAAUGCUUUCAUGGUUGGUUGCAUGUUUGUGAAAAUAUCCCAGCCCAAGAAGAGGGCAGAAACUCUGGUCUUUUCUACCAACGCAGUCAUUUCCAUGCGGGAUGGGAAGCUGUGCCUGAUGUUCCGAGUAGGGGACCUUAGGAAUUCACACAUUGUGGAGGCAUCAAUACGAGCCAAGUUGAUCAAAUCUAAACAGACAAAGGAGGGGGAAUUUAUACCACUCAACCAGACAGAUAUCAACGUAGGUUAUUACACAGGGGAUGAUCGUCUCUUUUUGGUUUCACCACUGAUCAUCAGCCAUGAAAUUAACCAGCAGAGUCCUUUCUGGGAGAUUUCCAAAGACCAAUUGCCCAAAGAGGAACUAGAAAUUGUUGUAAUUCUAGAAGGCAUGGUGGAGGCAACAGGAAUGACAUGCCAAGCGCGAAGUUCUUACGUAACCAGCGAGAUCCUGUGGGGUCAUCGUUUUACACCUGUCCUCACGCUGGAGGAUGGAUUUUAUGAAGUUGAUUACAACAGCUUUCAUGAAACAUAUGAGACCAACACACCGUCUUACAGUGCCAAAGACCUGGCAGAGAUGGCCAGCCGAGCAGAACUGCCCCUGACUUGGUCUGUGUCCAGCAAACUAAACCAGCAUGCUGACCUGGAAACUGAAGAGAGGGGAAAGAACCAUGAAGACCAAACUGAAAGGAAUGGUGACGUGGCAAACUUAGAGAAUGAAUCCAAAGUUUGAACCAGCAGAGGUUCACCACACAACCUCUUUUUUCUUUUUGAUCCUUCCCUUUUUUUAUUAUGAUGACAAGAAAAGAAAUAUUUAAGGUUUGAAAUGUCUACCUGCCCAAACAAAUCAAGAGAUUCAUAAAAUAAGCAAAGACGUGGGUUAAAGCUGCAAUAUCCCUUAUAUACGAUGAAAUCUCUGAUCACUGCCCUUCCAAUAAUUGCAUAUUUCCUCUGGAUAAAUACAAGUUUAUGACCACAGGUGUGUUUAAAAAGGAACCAAAAAAGGGGGGGGGGGAGCAAGACUCAGUAUCUGGGAUAAUAAAAGGAAAGACUGUGAUUAAUGUUUGCUAAUACCAUGGGUCUUGGCUCUAAUUUUUAUAUAUUUCAAAACAGUUUCAUAAACAGGAUGUGAUGCCUCCAAUGAAAAUGGGCAUUGCAGCUUUAAGACCGAGGUGAGCAGAAAGAGCUGCAGUUCAACAGGAUACUGUAUAUAUGCCUUAUGUAAUUACUUUCUCUUUAAAUUUAGUAAUAAACCCAGCAUGUACAAAAGUACUGUAGUAAAGAACUUCUAAAUAAUGUACAUAGAUGUGUAAUUAAUGUAGGUUUAGAUACAUAAUUCUAGAAAUAUUGGGAUGCAAAAAAUUGAAUAGGCAUUUCUGUUUUAAUAUUUGGAGUAUAUUAGUUUCUCCCCUAUAUAUCUGGCCCUUUUAGUUCACAACAUUUUCUUCAGUGUACCAGACUGGCAGCUAUUUAGAAGACCUCACUGUUUCCCUAACAAAUCAUUUUACUGAUUCUAAAAAGCCAUAAAUCUGGGGGGAGGGCAGGGUGGAGAAACUGAAACCUUACUGAUAUACUGUGAAACUGUUUACAAAAAUGAUUCUAUCUUUUUUAAUAUUAUAGGGUAAACCAUUCCUGGCUACUUUUGGCAGUUCAGCCUGAAUUAGACUGUGGCAGAUUCUUGGAAAACACAAGAAUCUCUAGUACACUGUUAAUAUAAAAAGCAUGUUCAUGUUGGGCUAGGACUCUGUAAGCAGGGCCGGCUCCAGGCACCAGCUUAACAAGCAGGUGCUUGGGGCGGCCAAGGGAGAGGGGCGGCACCUGCGGCAAUUCGGGGGCGAAUUUAAGGCUGCUCUAGGAGCGAAGGACCUGCCGCUGAACUGCCACCGCUGAUCGCGACUUUUUUUUUCUUUUUUUCAAUUGCUGCCGCCGAUCGCGAUCGUGGCUUUUUGUGGGGGGAGGGGGGCAGAAAUGCUGGAGCCAGCCCUGCCUGUAAGUGCACUACCGUGGGAAGCUAUACUUUUUUCCCUAAACCAUUGGAUUAAAACUUUGUAGUUUUCUAUAUAAACAGUAUAAGCCAUUAAAAAUUCUGAAUGUUAUUCAUAGGCUAAGUAGAGAACACUUUUAGCCACUCAGUCUGGGAAGAAAGAAUUGAAUUUCAUCUGAAGUUGUAGUCAAUGAGAUUCAUUUGUUAACAUCAUUAGCACUUUGUUGGUCCUGAAAAUUCCCAAAAGGCUUUAUGGCCCUAGGUAAUUUUCAUCAGGGUUUCUCAUAUAAAAGCCCACUCCUGACAACUCUCUUCAGGUGAGUGGACCCUCCCACCCGUACUCAUAUUGGGCCAAAUCCUCAGGCUGAUUUAAAUAAUUUUGAUUUGAUGCACCAGAACUAUGAUGAUUUGCCUGAUUUACACCAGCUGAGCAUCUGGUCCAUAGAGUAGUACCUAACUUCUCAAAUACACUCAGUGUGGGGUGACUCACAGUGUAUGGUAUUACUCAAUGUAAGGAUUGUCGCAUCAGGCCCUGUGUGCAUAAAAUCGUAUUAAUUCAAAUAAAAGUCUGCCAUUGACUUCAGUGGGCUUUGGCUCUGGCCCAUAAAGAGUACUAUUUCCCUCAGUCAAGAGAAAAACAAAUUGCAGCCUUAAUUUUCUUUUUGUACCUGCCUAGUCUGGAAAGGAAAAAUACACUGAAAAGAAUUUAAAGUUAUUUUGGGUUUUGUUUGUACAGAAGCUUUUAAAUUCAAAUAGAAGAAAAAACCUCAGGAGAAACCUAGUGGGCAGGUGGAAAUUUUGCACUGUGAUAUAUCCUUCACAUUAAUUUCACAUCUAUACACUGUUUUUACUGCAACACAAUUGCCCAUCCUUUAUUUUCAUUGAGUGGUUAAGAGUUGAUUUGGCUCCUACAGCUAUGAUUGCCUCCAGGCGGAGGUUUUGCACACCUCGAUCACACCAAUCAAAACAGCUAAGCCUUGUGUCUGCUUUAUUUCUGAAAAUUUUCCCUACCAGGUUUUCACAAAGAAGCUACUCAUACAAUUCCACAAUUUAAGCAAUUGUUCAAAAGCUGUAUUUUCAUCCCCUCCACCAAGAUGACUGAUUUCAUCAGGUAGUUACAGAUUUGUUGCUUAUUUUCAUUUAGUUUGGUGAAAUAAAACUGGUUUUGCUACAGACCCUUUUAAAAUACAAUGGUAUCCUUUGUUUACUGACACAGUGUCAGAACCUGCUCAGUACUAUGGUUUAUACAGCACACCCUGUCUUUAAGGCUGCUCUUGAGAGCCAAGGAAUUCACACAGUAGAGCAGGGUGUAUGCGUGCUUCUUAAGGUGUUUUAAGGGAAGAGUCACUCUGAAAUUUCAUUGGAGAACAGUAGUCACAUAUCAGAGGUAAUCUUAUAAGGGAGAACCCCGUAGCAAAGGUACUUGCUAAAUGUAAUGAAGCACAGCCUGCGG
Messenger RNA from Malaclemys terrapin pileata, 4027 nucleotides. RefSeq names its product potassium inwardly rectifying channel subfamily J member 6 (gene KCNJ6). The record is from RefSeq and is a predicted model, not a curated record. Gene Ontology annotation, biological process: potassium ion import across plasma membrane; regulation of monoatomic ion transmembrane transport. NCBI's taxonomy places the organism in Eukaryota, Metazoa, Chordata, Testudines, Emydidae. Bases 100 to 1323 code for a protein of 407 amino acids. Gene Ontology annotation, molecular function: G-protein activated inward rectifier potassium channel activity. The transcript is spliced from 3 exons. Gene Ontology annotation, cellular component: plasma membrane.